Messenger RNA from Cynara cardunculus var. scolymus (artichoke), 1539 nucleotides. RefSeq names its product cytochrome P450 CYP72A219-like. The transcript is spliced from 4 exons. Lineage: Eukaryota; Viridiplantae; Streptophyta; Magnoliopsida; Asterales; Asteraceae. Gene Ontology annotation, molecular function: oxidoreductase activity, acting on paired donors, with incorporation or reduction of molecular oxygen; heme binding; monooxygenase activity. Bases 1 to 1539 code for a protein of 512 amino acids. The record is from RefSeq and is a predicted model, not a curated record.
AUGGUGAGCAAAGUCGUGAUCGCCAUUGUUGUAGCUAUAGGUGUGAUGAUAGUGAGGAAAGUACUAAAUUGGGCAUGGUUGAAGCCAAAGAAGCUAGAGAAGUGGCUGAGAGAUGAAGGGUAUAAAGGUAAUUCAUACAAGGUUGUAGUGGGUGACAUGGAAGAGCUUUCAACCAUGAUGAUGGAAGCUAAAUCAAAGGCCAUGCCAAUCACCCACGAUAUUACUUCACAUGUUCUUCCCUUCGAUCACCACAUCAUUUCCAAAUAUGGGAAAAGGUCAUUUAUGUGGUUCGGGCCGACCCCAAGGAUUUACAUCACGGACCCGGAACUGAUCAAGGAGAUAUUAUGGAGGCCCAAUGAGUUCCAGAAGCCGCACCCUGAGCCGAUACGAGAUAGCAUCAUCGCGGGACUUCUAGCCUCCGAGGGUCGGAAAUGGACCAAACAUCGUCAAAUAAUCAAUCCCGCUUUUCAUCUUCAAAAUAUCAAGAGUAUGUUCUCAUCGAUCUCUUUGAGUUGUAGAGAUAUGAACGACAAAUGGCAGCUCCUGACUGCCGAAACGGGAGUCAUGGAAGUCGAUGUGUGGCCAUUCAUUGAUAACUUGGCCGGAGAUAUUAUUUCACGAACGGCGUUCGGUAGCUGUUACGAGGAAGGACGGAAGAUAUUCCGAAUCCAGAAGGAACAAACCUAUCUCGUGAUCCAACGAUUGCUUAUGCUCUAUCUUCCAGGAGGAAGGUUUAUACCUACGAAAGCGAACAAGAAGUUUAAAGAAAACGACAACAAGCUUAAAGUUAUGCUACGAACCAUAAUCGAUAAACGAAAGAAAGCAAUCGAUAUCGGAGAACAUGGUGACAACGACUUGCUCGGGAUUUUGCUAGAAUCAAAUUCGAAAGAGAUUGAAGAAGACGGAAUUGGAAUGAGCAUGGAAGAUGUGAUCGAAGAAUGUAAACUAUUUUACCUUGCGGGAUCAGAAACGACCUCGAAUUUGAUCGUUUGGACCAUGGUUUGUUUGAGUUUGCAUCAAGAAUGGCAAAUCCGAGCUCGACAAGAGGUUCAACAAGUUUUCGGUACCGAAGAACUAAAUUUCGAUGGCCUAAAGCAUCUCAAGAUUGUGACGAUGAUACUGAACGAGGUUCUUAGGCUAUACCCGCCAGCGGUGAUGGUUACUCGAGCUACUUCAAAAGAGACGAAGCUCGGAAACAUGAUGAUACCUUCAGGUGUGCACAUAACGAUACCAAUAAUCUAUGUCCACCAUGACCGCGAAAUAUGGGGCGAAGAUGCGACGGAGUUCAAACCGGAAAGGUUCUCGGAAGGAGUUGCGAAUGCGACAAAGACCGGAGGACCGAGUGCCUUUUUGCCGUUUACGAGCGGUCCUCGGGUUUGCAUUGGCCAAAACUUUGCUAUGAUUGAAGCGAAAACCGCCAUAGCGAAAAUUCUCCAACGUUUCUCCUUCCAACUUUCGCCAUCUUACACGCAUUCUCCUUUCCCCGUGUUCACUCUUCCACCCCGGUUUGGUGCUCACUUGAUUUUACGUUCUAUUUGA